Penaeus chinensis is the source of this 4047-nucleotide messenger RNA. Its product is annotated as E3 ubiquitin-protein ligase RNF185-like. NCBI's taxonomy places the organism in Eukaryota, Metazoa, Arthropoda, Malacostraca, Decapoda, Penaeidae. Gene Ontology annotation, molecular function: metal ion binding; ubiquitin protein ligase activity; ubiquitin-like protein conjugating enzyme binding. The record is from RefSeq and is a predicted model, not a curated record. Gene Ontology annotation, biological process: ubiquitin-dependent protein catabolic process. The transcript is spliced from 6 exons. Gene Ontology annotation, cellular component: endoplasmic reticulum. The coding region runs from base 227 to 793 and encodes 188 amino acids.
CGUCUAGGUAACGCGUAUAUAUGAAAAGCUCGGGAAUUCGCUUCUGCUAUUGGCUUUCCUCUUCAGUAUUUUGGAUUGGUUUUAUGACUCUGUUUCACUAUUCACUCUAAGUAUCUGUCAAGGAAACACAUCUUGUACGACGGAGUAGUUGUUGGAGGAACUACAUGCCCAAAAAAAGAAAAGGAAAGUGUGCUAGUGAGUAGCUUGAAAAGCCACAGCCACUAAAAUGGCAACAGCUGGGCCUGGAAGUGACAGCCGAAGCGAGAGCAGCAACAAUGCCUCAGGUGGAUCAGACAAAGGUGGAGAAGAUUCAACAGACAAUUCCAAUUUUGAGUGUAACAUUUGCCUCGACACAGCAAAGGAUGCCGUCAUUUCCAUGUGUGGCCAUCUAUUCUGCUGGCCAUGUUUACACCAGUGGCUUGAGACCAGGCCAAACAACCAGACAUGUCCAGUUUGCAAGGCGGCGAUCUCACGUGAGAAGGUAAUCCCCUUGUAUGGCAGAGGCUCAGGAAACCAACAGGACCCCAGAGACAAGCUCCCCCCUCGCCCUCCUGGUCAGAGAACAGAACCGGAGCCACAGAAUGGGUACAUGCCUGGCUUUGGUUUUGGCGAAGGAGGGGGAUUCCAGUUCCAUUUUGGGAUAGGUGCUUUUCCCUUCGGCAUUUUCACAACAUUCAACAACUGGGGCGGAGGUGCAGUUCCACCAGAAAUGGAGAGGGAUUUGCCGCAGCUUCUACGAUAUAUUUUGCUCAUUAUGGCCUUCUUCUUCUAUUGGAAUCUCUUCUUUGGCUGACCAGGAAGCUCCCGGAACUCAGCAGUACCAGGAGGAGCGGUUUCUCUCUCAAGUGUUGAUGGCCAUGGCUCUGCUCUUCCUAUUCUGGCUUAUCCUUGUCUAAGGUAUAUCUUGUGAACUUCUUUGGCAUUCAAUCUCCCCGCCUUCCCCAGUUUUACCUUAAUCCAAAUAGCAUCUGGAGUUGUGUGAUUAUGACAGAUCUUUGUAUAUUUCUUCGACUUGAAGGGGUGGCAGAUGUGUCAGUGGUUCUCAACACAUUAUGACCCAGAAGUGAAGUAAACUUGGGGCAAUUGUGUAAAGGGAAUUCUUCCAAAAUGAUGCAGAAGUUAAUGAGCUUGUUUGAAUCUGAAAGUGCAUUGUGCUCUGAUCAUUGUAACAGUUAUGGCCACAAAGUAAUCACCAUUAGUGUCAGUGCCUAAAUAAUCAAAUUGCUCUGGUUUGAGUGCAUGUGUCUUUGUGUGCUUGUUUGUUUGUCAGUUUUUUUUUUUUGUUUUUUUUUUUGUGUGUGUGUGUGUGUGUGUUUGUGUGUGUGUUUGUGUGUGUGUGUGUGUGUGUGUGUGUGUGUGUGUGUGUGUGUGUGUGUGUGUGUGUGUGUGUGUGUGUGUGUGUGUGUGUGUGUGUGUGAGAGAGAGAGAAGUAGUUGCAGCUGCAAUGGAUGUCCAUAAAACAGGUGUUUGUGUGUGUGCGUGCGUGCGUGCGUGCGUGCGUGCGUGCAUGCGUGCUUAUGCAUUUACUGUAUCUGUUUGCAAGUGUCUGAGUAUAACGACAAUUCAUGUAAAGGAAGUGGCCAGUCAAGAAUAUUUAGUCUUGGAUUUUGCUCUUUUUAAGUACUCAGGGAAUAAUGAAAAUUCACUUGCUUAUUUCAUCAUCUAAAUACAGCAAAGUAUGUUGAGGAUUUCACAGUUACGGUGUGAGAUAGACUCUAUUUGAAGAAGAAUUAGGCAUUGGUACUAUAGGAUAUCAGAGACAAAGAGCAAGAGAGAGUGAGAGAGAGACUUUCAGAGCUUUUCAUAGGUAUUCAUAUCAAGAAUUAAUUAUUAAGGAAUAUCUUUUAAGUAUGAUGAAUGUAAACACUGCAGUUUCCUUCUUUGGUAAGAUUUUGGAUGAUACCUUCAUGGACAUUCAACUGAUAUUGGAGAAAGUAUGCCAAAUGUAAUCUUUUGUAUGUACUUUUAUAAGUGUUUAGUCCUGAAACUGCAGAUCACAUGUAUUCUUAACAGAGCUGGAAACUACAGUCAACAUAUGUAGUUUCUGUUAGAGAAUCUAUGUUUAUAUAUGGGGACCUGUACAUCUUGGGAGAUAUUUUUGUGUGCCAUUAACAGACAUUAGUUUCUCAUUAAAAAUUAACCAUUAAUACAGAAGUAUGGUGUUUGCAAAGAUUGUUCAAAUCCUUCUUCUUUUGUUUUACUUUUUUAAAGGAUUAAAUUCAUUAUUUACUGUGGUAGUCUGUAGUUACUUUUUAAUGUCAUCAAUUGUUUGGAUACAGUUUUUAUUUGUAAUAAUUACUUUGGUCCAAUAUUAUUCAAACAAACACUGUAUUUUAGAUGAGAUAGAUAGGUACAUGAAAACAGAAAAGAACAUGUACCAUUUAGAACACCUUUGCUCAUCUACAAAAUUGUCCCUAGAGUACUUGUGUAAAUUUAUGAAGUACCUUUACUGAAUUCUGAGUGCAUUUCAGAAUUGACACCAUGCUUUGGUUCAUGCAUUACCCUGUAUUCUGCCAUGAUCCAAGCUAUCUGAGAGUUACAAUGGUCCACUAAUGUGACAAUGUGCCAAGUUGCAAAAGUGCAGCAAGUCACGUAUACCCUCCCUGUUAUCAAGAAAUUGAAUUCAAAAUGAGGCAGUAGCUAGUUAUGAAAUAUAUAUUUUUUUUUUUUUUUUUUUUUUUUUUUUUCAUAUUUAUUCCCUUGACAUUGUUCCCUUACUACAGAGACAUUCCACCUCCGAUUUGGUUCAAUCUUGUCAGUCACCUUUAGCCUUGCAUACUGCAUACACAUGUUCACGCAUACACACAGAAAUACACGUAUUCUCUCAUCUACAGCACACUUACCCUUUUACUCGUACCCACAUACCCACACCUAUGCCAAUGCCUAUACCUACUCCCCUGUACACUAACACCCCACACAUCUCUUAAACUUACCUUACACCCCCACACCUCCAUCACCCCACACCUCCAUCACCCCACACCUCCAUCAACCCACACCUCCAUCAACCCACACCUCCAUCACCCCACACCUCCAUCACCUCUCACCUACAUCCCAUACCUAAUCCCCCAUAUUUAUAUCCCCCCACAUACACCCUUCUCUACACUCCCUCACAAACACUCACACUAUCACAUACACAGACUGUGUGGAGUUUAACCUCUUAUAGCUGGAUACGCCUGUAACCAUCAUGAAAAACCAACUCAUCAUGAUGCACAGCUAUAAGCACGACGACUUGUUAAAGCAAGUCAAGCGGGAAGUUCCACUAUACUCAGUGAACUCCCUGGCCAAAAGGCUAGAUGGUUGCCAGAAUGAGUGACACAAAUUUCUGGCACCAUCAUUGUAGGGUUAACUAUGGGCAUUUAUGGCUUGUAAUUUUACAUCGUGCAUAAAGCUGUAUUUUACGCAGAUGUAUAACAGUGUAUUUGCUCGUGCGAAAUGUUUAUAUAGGUGUGAAUGUGUGUGUUUGCAAGAAUAAAUAUAUGGUGCAGUGCAGUACUCUCUUGCUACGAUGUAAAUUUGAGAUCCCCGUGUUCUUCUCUCCUAAUUCCCUUUCUUUAUUUUCUAUGUCUCUCUAUUUUUUUCCAGUUCAUAUAACCUGUCUGGAUGCUCAAAAGAUUAAGAGUCUCUAACAGGAAGCAGUUUUUCUCUUAUUACAUUUAUCUCAGUUUGGGCUGAGCUUAUUUUCUUUAGUUUGUGUGCAUAACACAUAUUUCUUUUUCUGGACUUCAUUUCGUGUGCUUUUUCAUGGAUUGUCAGAAUAGUAAAUGUAUAUACAAAUAAAAACAAUAGAAAAAAAUUAUAAAAUAAAAAUUAUAUAUAUAUUUGAAAUUGGACUUAUUCAUAUGAAGUGCUUGAAGUACCCCAUAUGUGAUUGAUUUAUUUUGAAGUAUGUUAUGUAUUUUCACCCAGGCAAUUUUUAUAACCUCUGACAUGUAAUUAAUACAGCCAGUUUCAUGUCUUUAGGCUGUGAUAUGUUAAGUUCUGUAUCUUGAAAUAGGCUCAUUGUGUUCUUUUGGAGCAACAUACUUUAAUAAAUUUUAAAGAUUCAAA